This is a messenger RNA of Calliphora vicina (urban bluebottle blowfly), 4497 nucleotides long. RefSeq lists its product as uncharacterized. Gene Ontology annotation, molecular function: serine-type endopeptidase activity. The transcript is spliced from 5 exons. The record is from RefSeq and is a predicted model, not a curated record. Gene Ontology annotation, biological process: proteolysis. The coding region runs from base 25 to 4086 and encodes 1353 amino acids. NCBI's taxonomy places the organism in Eukaryota, Metazoa, Arthropoda, Insecta, Diptera, Calliphoridae.
UUUCUUUUUAUUUCUUUUUACAGCAUGAGAGUUAUGUUGAAUUGGGCCCUUUUGGCCACAGUUGUAUUGGCCAGUGUCUUAUACACCCAAGCUGAGGAUCAAUCAUCAUGGAGCGGUAGCUGGUCGGUGCCAGCCCAGGAUUCUAUGUUAACCAAACGUGCUGCUGACGCUGAUGCCGAACCCAAACAGGGUGAAGAAGAUGUACAAGGUCGCAAUUAUGCCGUUAAUGAGCCCAUCUAUAGCAAUGAUACCGAUAUCAAUCAAAUCAUUGAUCAAAUUAUCAAUUCACGCCGUGAGGGUAGAAUUUUGAAUGAAUAUGAUCGUGUCUAUGAAGAUGGCAAUGUAGACCAGGCUUUAAUGCAGGGCAAUGAUAUGCAGGCUCGUAAUUUGGUGCGUGAUAAAUUAUGUGCCUUGGGUUUGAUGAGCUGUGAAGAAGCUAAACGUCCCUACUACUCUAAUAUUUAUGCCCAAGGCCCUCCCAAAUAUGGUGGUGGUCCUUAUGGAGCUCCCAAGCCUAUGCCUCCUCCUGGUUACUUCAAUGGACGUCCUCCCAUGGGUCCCCCACCAUCGUCGAUCAACUCUUUCGGUCCACCACGCAAAGUAGGCUAUGAAAGUUCUUAUAAGCCUGGCUACAGACCCUCAGGACCUAAUUACAAUGGCCCCUAUUUGGAAUCUCCUCCUCCUUCUGCUAUUGAUGGUUCUUCCUCAUCCGGUGGCUUCAGCAGACCUCCACCUGGAGCCGUUAUUUAUGGCAGCAAACCUCCCGGCCCCAUCUACUCCGGUCAUGGUCAUGGUCCUUCUUCUCCUCCCUAUGCCUUCGAAAAUCCCGAAAAGAUUCAAGUAGCCGGUUCUCAACAAAGCAACUUUUAUAGUCAUCAAUCUUCCGCCUCAGCUGCUUCUUCCAGUACUAAGGUUGUAGUUAGUGGUGGCUUACCACCCACAGGUGCUGCUAUCUCUGCUGCCAAUGCUGCUGCUUUGCAACAACACGUCCAUCAUCACUAUCAUCAUGUUGAAGGUGCUGAGGGCGCUAAAGUUCCCAGUGUACCCAUACCCGUAGGUUCCGGCCAAACCAUUAAUACCGAUUUCUCCGCUUUAGCUCAAUCUUCCACAGCCUUUACACCUCAAACUCAAGGAUCAUUCCAGAAUUCUGCUUUUAAUGCUGGCUUCAAUGGUGCUUCCCAAGGUGGUCUUUUGUCACAAGGUUUAAAUGGUUUCAAGCCUAAUGGUGAUUUGUAUAGCAAACCUUCAGCUGGCUUAUCUUCAUUUGGUGGCAUUUCAUCUUCCUCCUCAUCUACUGGUUUCGGACAAUCUGGUUUUGGCCAGUCUGGUUAUGGACAAUCUAGUACUCCUGGCGCUAGCUAUCACAGUCAAAAUCCCGAUUACUACAAAAAGGAAUUACAUAACAUUGGCGGUAUUGCUGCUUCUUCCAACAACAAUUUCAAUAGUUUAACUUCCGGCUAUGGCAAUGAACAGUUCAAUGGUGGCUACGAUACAGCUCGCAAUCAAUUCGUCGACUGCCAAUGUGUACCCUUCAAUCAAUGUCCUGCUGCCGAUCGUAUUGGUCGCAAAGAAGAUUUAAUUUUGCCUAUUGAUCCCCGUAAUUUGGGUAAAGACAUUGAGGCUUUAAGUGAUGAAGCUGCUGCCAAUAUUACCGUCUCUGCCACCGCCGAAAAGAAAUCUGAUGAUGUUAAAUCUGAAGAUAAUAAGACUGAGGACAAGAAACGCAGCAAACGUCAAGCUAUCCAAGAAGAUGAAAAUAAACCCGAGGAUGCUGCUUCUGAUUUGACUCAAGAUUCUCAAGGCGUAAGUUUUUUUAGACUGCCAGGUUUGCAAGCCAUUGAAUUUAUACGACGUAAAAUUUUGCCUACAUAUGGUGUUUCUUUUGGUCUCCCCUAUCCCAAUCAUCCUGGAGGUUAUCCUACAAAUGUUUUAGGUGAUCAUUAUCCCGCACAAAAUCCACAUUUUGGUGCACUUGGACCAAAUGGUCUUAAUCUUGGUUUAGUAAAUGUAAAUCCCUUGGUAUCUGUUCAAGUAAAGAAAACCGAAUAUGGUGAAAAUGUGGUGAAACCAUUGGUGAACCUGCAUAUUACACCAAGUGCCAAUAUCUUUGAUGCAGUGGGAAACCUAUUUAAAUCCAAGCCAAAUGUGGUGCACAACAGUCACUAUCAUCAUCACGAUCAUUAUUCUGGAAUUGAACAUGAUCAUCAUCAUGAUGGUCCUACCUUUACCAGUCCGGGUCCAAUACAUCAUUUCCCCUCAACAGGACCAAGUUUUAACAAAUAUGAAAUUGAAAUGAUACCAAGCAAACCAAUAUUUGAGUAUCAUUCUGGUCCCCAAAUAUACACAGAACCAAGUUCUUCAAUACAUCAUUAUGGGGAUCAUCAUACAAAACACUAUGAACCAAGUUCUAUACAUCAUUAUGAGGAUCAUCAUAAAGAACAUUAUGAACAUGUGUCUAGUCAUACUACUUCAUUUGCCCACACGGCUCAUGGUCACUCAUCAUAUCCCCCAACGUCUACUGGUUUUGAUUCCAACUCUCAUUCUUAUCCCACAACUGGAAGUGGGUUUGAACAUACAUCAAGUCACUAUCCUUUAGGAGGUGCAAGUUUUGGAUCAUCUCCAGGUUCUUCGAGUCAGUAUCCUUUAGGAGGUGCAAGUUUUGGAUCCUCUACAGGUUCUUCGAGUCACUAUCCUUUAGGAGGUGCAAGUUUUGGAUCCUCUCCAGGUUCUUCGAGUCACUAUCCAUUAGGAGGUGCAAGUUUUGGAUCAUCUCCAAGUUCUUCGAGUCACUAUCCAACUGGCGGUGCUAGUUUUGGAUCCUCUCCAGGUUCAUAUCCAACGCCCGGCCAAGAAUUUCCUCAACAAGGCUACUCAACUGGUUUUGGUACUAGUGGUUAUGAUGGCAAUCAAGGUUUUGAAAACCCUUACGAUCGCAGUGCUAAAGUAAAUCAAUCUUUAUCCUUUUCCGAAUCAGAACGUUACCGAAAAGGAAAGGAACUGACAUACACCAAUACAGAUAUUACACAUCCAAUACCAACUCAAGCUCCAGGGGCGGCCGAGGGAAGUUCCUAUAUAACAUUCCCUAGAGAUCGCAAAAGGCGUAGCAUUAAAGAACAUGAAGAAACGGCAGAGAAACGUAGUAGUAGUAGUGUAUUAGCAGAAACGGUUAAAUUGCAAGAGCGUGCUUAUUAUGGCAACCGUCCAGUACAAAAGACUUGCCGUGUUAAUGAAGUUUGCUGUCGUCGUCCAUUGCGUCCAGCUCAACCACCCCAGCAACAGCUUGGUCGUUGUGGUGUACGCAAUGCUGCUGGCAUUACCGGUCGUAUCAAGAACCCCGUUUAUGUAGAUGGUGACAGUGAAUUCGGUGAAUAUCCCUGGCAUGUAGCCAUUUUGAAAAAGGAUCCCAAAGAAUCGAUUUACGCCUGCGGUGGUACCCUUAUUGAUGCCCAACAUGUUAUUACAGCUGCUCAUUGUAUUAAAUCACAAAAUGGUUUCGAUUUAAGAGCUCGUUUGGGUGAAUGGGAUGUCAAUCAUGAUGUUGAGUUCUUCCCUUACAUUGAACGUGAUGUUGUUUCGGUGCAAAUCCAUCCCGAAUACUAUGCUGGUACUUUGGAUAACGAUUUGGCUGUUUUGAAAUUGGAUCAUCCUGUGGACUUCACCAAGAAUCCUCACAUUAGCCCCGCCUGUUUACCCGACAAAUUCUCCGAUUUCACUAAUGCUCGUUGCUGGACCACUGGCUGGGGCAAGGAUGCUUUCGGCGAUCAAGGCAAAUACCAAAAUAUCCUCAAGGAAGUCGAUGUACCAAUUCUAUCCCAUCACCAGUGUGAAAAUCAAUUGCGUCAAACCCGUCUCGGCUACAGUUACAAAUUGAAUCCCGGCUUUGUAUGUGCCGGCGGAGAAGAAGGCAAGGAUGCCUGCAAGGGUGAUGGUGGUGGCCCCUUGGUGUGUGAACGUGCUGGUGUCUGGAACGUUGUGGGUGUUGUAUCCUGGGGUAUUGGCUGCGGUCAAGUGAAUGUACCUGGUGUUUAUGUUAAGGUAUCUCACUACUUGGAUUGGAUCCGUCAAAUCACUCAAUAUUACAAAUGAUUAGAUGCUUUCUCACAUACAACUGCGCGACGCAACAACUGUUGCUCUUCACGUGACAUAUUUGAAUUUCAUUUCUAAAUCGCCAUGUUUUUGUAUUUUUUGCUUCCCAACUUUUAAAAAAAAACGUCUUUUAAUUUAUUGUUAGUGUUGUAAGCGAGCGUGCUCUCAACUAUUUAUUGUUUUUUUUUAUUUUUAUUAUUUUUAUACACAUUUUGUUAUCUACUGAGUUUUAUAAACGUGAUCCAGAUAAGACUCUCUUUUCCAAACUUUCUGCUUUUGGAAAGUUGGUCAAGAGAUCUAUGUGUUUAACAUGUUAGAAAAUCGUUUAGGAUUUAUUAUUUAAUAGUUUUUUAUAAAUAAUGUAUUUAAUUUAUUUUUUUAUUUAAAUAAAGUUUUGUAUUUAAAAUUAAA